AUGGACCCUGAGUGGUUGCGGAGCUGUUGGCCAUGGAUGGGCUCCUCGGCGCUGGGCGUUUGUGGCCUGCUGCGACUGAUGGAGCCGUCGAAGACGGAGACGUCUGAGCUGGGGAGGCUGAUGCUCCGGUUGGUUGAAAGUGAACGUCUUCGAAGAUGGGGCCUGAGCCUAUCUGCUGCGGCUUUAGUUGCGGGCCUCUAUCAGAUGACCUUGAUGCCAGUGCGCAAGCGCACCAAAGACUACCACGACCACCACUCCAAACAUUUUAAGGCACUGCGCGGCAAGAUGUUUCCACCGGGCUUUCCCAAUGGCUGGCACUGUGUGUGCAAUGCCACAGACCUGGCAGAUGGACAGGUGAAAUCCAUUUCGGCCCUGGGAACCUACAUGGUUGCCUUCCGUGGCCAGGAUGGAAAGGUGGGCGUUACCCAUGCCUUCUGCCCCCACAUGGGAGCGCAUCUGGGCAUGGGCGGCGUUGUGGUGGGCAACUCCCUGCAGUGUCCCUUUCACGGCUGGUCCUUCAACGUCGCAGGCGACUGCGUCUCUGUGCCCUACCGGCGCUGCAACCGGGACAUGCCGGAGAGCUCCAAGCUGCACGCCUAUGAGGUACGCGAACAUCUGGAGCGGAUCUUCAUCUGGUUCGAUGCGGAAGGUCGUCCCCCGCAGUGGGAGCUGACCUGUCACGAAAAACUGGAGGAAGAUCUGCAGACAGGAUCCUUCUACCUGGCAGCCAUUCGACAGAUGGAGUUUGACCAACACUGCUGCGAGAUGCACAUGAAUAGCGCCGACCCCUACCACUUCAAGACGCUGCAUGCACCGUUGCCGUUGCCGCUGCUCGAGAAAUUCAUCACAGCAGACCAUACUGCAACGCAGGAAUAUGGCAAGGGAGUUGUGAAUGAAGAGCCCAAGGAUGAAUGGCACAUGGCCUCCUUCGAAGAGAGGACGCAUGGGCUGUUCCUCUUUGGCCAUCCACGGCUUCCUGUGCCCUUGAGCGCAACGAUCUCUGAGUCCAUCGAGACAAAUGUCACUUUCGAAGGGCCCACGAUCGUUCACUUCCGCAUCAAAACGCCCUUGGGAGUGCUGCGGCAGGUGAAGACCAUUCUGCCGAUUGAGCCCUUCAAACAAUACGUGGAAGCCAGAUGGUAUGCCGAAAGGAGCGUUCCACGCCUCAUUGCAUGUGCUUUGGCUUGCAUCGGAGGCCGCGCUUUGGAACAAGACCGCGAGGUCUGGGAGAACAAGGUGUACCACAAGAAGCCGGUGCUUGUUGCCGGCGACGGUGCCUUUUUGGAGUUUAUGCGCUGGUACGAUCAGUUCUACUCUGAGAAAUCCGCGUCUUUAUGCUAUGAUUGGUAG
Messenger RNA from Cladocopium goreaui, 1350 nucleotides. The record is from the annotation of a GenBank genome assembly. Lineage: Eukaryota; Dinophyceae; Suessiales; Symbiodiniaceae.